Molecule: messenger RNA, 1817 nt
Organism: Aplosporella prunicola CBS 121167
Lineage: Eukaryota; Fungi; Ascomycota; Dothideomycetes; Botryosphaeriales; Aplosporellaceae
Exons: 6
Coding region: 26-1795 (589 amino acids)
Molecular function (GO): protein binding
Source: RefSeq, a predicted model, not a curated record
CAAAACCAAGUCUCGGUUUGACAUAAUGUCAUCUAUAGUGUUCUGGGCUGGAGUUAUCGGGGCUUGGCUUGUAGGCAGCUCCUACUCCCAAACACUGGAUCCGAUUGAGGAUAUGUGCGCGCGCUGGGACCAUCAAUCUGUAGUAAAGAACAAUGUACUGUAUAUCGAUGGUGGUGUCGAGACAUUCGACUACAAUGGUGGUAGGAUACUAGGUUACAAUCAGUGGCUUAUCCGGGUCGACAUGAGCGACUCUUGGGACUGGAAGACGAACAUUUCCGACCGAAGAAUAGAGAAGACUCAGAACAGCGGCACCGGCACCUACCCUCCCAGCCUUGCAAGAGGUGCUCUCUUCCAAGGUCCGCAAAACGACACGAAGAUCUACACUUACGGAGGAACGGCUGUCAUGGCAAACCAGAGCUUUCCUGGCUGGGUUCAGCCGGAGGUCGAAACAUACACGCUGUGGUCUUACGACACGUCGGGGCAAAACUGGCAGCAGUAUGAUGUUACAUCGGGAAGCCCUCGGCGGCCAAACUAUGGCGCUCAUGCUGAAGCUCCUGCUCUCGGUCUUGCCUUCUUUCUCAAUGGUCAGCUUGACCAAGGUUCUAGCAUCGUCACUAAAGACUGGUGGAAAAACACAACAGAGUACCUUGACGGAUUAAUUAUAGUUGAUACAGUUCAGCAAACUACAAGGAACGCGUCGACAAAGAGCCUAGGAUCACCACGCGUUGGAGGAGGACUGCAGUAUAUCGAGAAUAUCAGUUCCAACGGUAUUCUGGUUGCACUUGGGGGUAUGAGAAGUGCAGGAGCACGCACGGAAAACAGCACGAAUGGAGUUCUGAUCGACUUCACCACCGUCGGCAUCACUGACGACUUUGUUGGCAACGGAGAUGUCACUUGGUACAAUCAGACUACUACAGGGGACAUACCACCUGCCCGUGUCGAUUUUUGCAUCACUGCCGUCUCUGCGUCGGAUAACUCUAGCUAUAACAUAUAUCUAUACGGCGGAUAUGAUCCAAUCAAUUCGACCAUGUAUGAUGACAUAUACGUGCUCUCGUUGCCGUCCUUCACGUGGACAAAGCUAUUCGGACCUGGAGAAAGCGCCCGCUACGGACAUACCUGCCACUUGGUCGGCAAGCGGCAGAUGCUCACAGUCGGCGGAUCUCUGGAUGCAAAAGCAUACGCCAUCGAGACAACAGCUGCACCACUGAAUCUCAGUUCCCUGCAAUGCGAUUGGGAAGAGAAAGGCGUUGCUAUAUACGACAUGAGCACGCUCGAAUGGGGAUCAGUAUUCAAUGCGUACAAAGUGGCUUAUCAGGUGCCGCAGAAACUCUUUGCUGUGAUCGGGGGGACCGGCGACGGAAAAGCCACCAUGACAGCGCCAGCCAACGGUUUCGCCCAAGCAGCCAUCUCGACAAUGUUCAACCCACCACCAACCACGUCAGCCGCAUCGUCCACAGCCUCCAACUCUGCAUCCAACGAGACCAACACCGGCGCCAUCGCCGGGGGCGUGGUGGGCGGUGUAGCGGGCUUGGCCUUGAUUGUUGGAGCUGUCUUUUGGGCACUGCGCUCAAAGAAGCGCCAGAAGCGCCAUGACCCGAACGCUCCAGAAAUGGAUCACGAAGCAACUCGCCAGGAAAUGGAGUCUGCCUUGCCACCACGUGAACUCCUUGUGGAUGAGAGGCCGUCGGAGGUGGGUGCGCAUAAAGAACCUGUAGAGAUGGAUGCUUAUAGUAAGCCUACGGAGAUGGAUGCGGCUCAUGAGCAUCCAGUGGAGUUGCCUGGUGACCAGCGUUAAGGGCGUAGAAUCUUAUGCGGGG